AUGCAGACUCCCGCUCCGGCUCCACAGACCUCGUCCCCCGUCGGUGCUGGGGAAAGCAAGCCCAGGAACCAGUACCAUUUCCGAGCCCUCAAGAGCUGUGGGGUCUUUGAUGGCUAUCCGCAGUUCUCGCCCCUCGGCUCAUUCCAAUCGCCAGGAGAGAAUGUCAAGGCACUUGUCUACAGCUCGGACGGGAGGCGAUACGCAGUGGCAUCCCCGAGCGACGUCGUAGUCUGUGACGCCGAAUCGAGCCAGGAAUUGCGCCGACUUCCCCUAGCCGGGGUCAUUGAUAUCAAGUUUUCGCCCAAAGGCACCUGGAUCGGCACCUGGGAGAGAUAUGUCAAGCCUACCGUGGAAGGAGCUCAGCAUAAGAAUAUGAGGAUCUGGGAUAUCACUACGGGCGAAGAAGUGGCCAGCUUUUCUCAAAAAUCGCAAGAAGGAUGGAUGCUUCAAUUCACCGAAGACGAGUCACGAGUGUUGCGGCUAGUAUCCAGCGAAAUCCAGGUCUUCAACCCGGCCUCGUUCGAUUCUGGCGUAGUAUCGAAAUUGAAGCUCGAGGGGAUGUCGGAAUUCAAGCUGAGUCCGGGGCAGAACCCGCUGAUCAGCGCGUUCGUUGGGGAGAAGAACGGUGCACCAGCCUCGGUGAAGAUCUACCCGCUCGCCGGUCUCAAGGACAGCUCGCCCGCAGCCCUCACCCAGAAAACGUUCUUCAAGGCCGACAAGAUCCAGAUGAAGUGGAACCGCUCCGGUACCAGCGUCCUCAUCCUCACCCAGACUGACGUCGAUAAGACUGGCAAGAGUUACUACGGCGAAACAAAUCUGUACAUGCUCAGUGCCAACGGCCAUUUUGAUUGUCGAGUUUCCCUAGAUCGAGAAGGCGGCAUCCAUGACUUUGUGUGGUCUCCUAGUGACAAAGAGUUUACCGUGAGCUAUGGCUAUAUGCCCGCAAAGACGACGAUCUUUGACCUGCGCUGUAACGUCAUCCAUGACUUCGGGACAGCGCCGCGCAACUUCAUCUCGUACAAUCCGCAGGGCCGGCUGCUGUUGAUCGCCGGCUUCGGGAACCUUGCGGGCACGAUGGAGAUCUGGGACCGCCGCACGCUGGAGAAAGUGGCGACGAUCGAGGGCUCGAAUACGUCCCAUUGCGAAUGGAGUCCCGACGGCCGCUUCAUCCUUUGUGCCACCUUGAGUCCGCGACUUCGGGUCGAUAACGGCGUUCGUAUCUUCCACUAUCGCGGCCAACUCAUCCAUGUCAACCCGAUCGAACAUCUCUACGCGGCUUCGUGGAGACCGCGGGAUGCGGAGCUGUUCCCGUUCCGGAUAUCCCUCUCACCUGCGCCCAAACCCACUGGCAACGCGGCCACUCCUCCCCCAGCCACGCCAGCUAAACCGGCCGGCGCUUAUCGACCACCUCAUGCCCGAGGAACAACGACCCCGAGCCACUUCAAACGGGAAGACGAGGGAGGAGCGCCAUACGUUGCGCCGACCAACGGGGGCACGAAUGGCCACAGCACCCGGGGACGAGGGGGCGGUCCGCCGGGCGCAGCGCCUCGCAGGGGCGUUCCUGGGGCUGCACCGAAGACGAACGAGGUGCCCGGGCAGCAGCAGAAGAGCAAGAAGAAGCAGCACCAGGCUGUCGACGCCAAGCCGCACCCAUCCGGCCAGCAGGACCACCACGCAGCUGCGACUCCGAACGGGAAACUGGAGCCCAGCGCGGCUGCGCCUCCUCCGCAAGCCGAGCCGGGCGACGAGACCACCCCGCUCGGCGCCCUCUCGCCCGAGGACAAGAAGCGCAGGUCGCUGAUGAAGAAGCUCACCGCCAUCGAGCAGCUCAAGGAGCGUCGAAAGAGGGGCGAGAAGCUCGAGAUCACCCAGCUCAAGAAGAUCGACUCGGAGGCCGAGACACGGAAGGAAUUGGAGGCCCUGUAG
This is a messenger RNA of Puccinia triticina, 1926 nucleotides long. RefSeq lists its product as uncharacterized. Gene Ontology annotation, cellular component: cytosolic small ribosomal subunit. Lineage: Eukaryota; Fungi; Basidiomycota; Pucciniomycetes; Pucciniales; Pucciniaceae. Gene Ontology annotation, molecular function: ribosome binding; protein binding; translation initiation factor activity. The coding region runs from base 1 to 1926 and encodes 641 amino acids. The transcript has 10 exons. The record is from RefSeq and is a predicted model, not a curated record. Gene Ontology annotation, biological process: translational initiation.